This is a messenger RNA of Anguilla rostrata (American eel), 3899 nucleotides long. Its product is annotated as histone H1-like. The transcript has a single exon. NCBI's taxonomy places the organism in Eukaryota, Metazoa, Chordata, Actinopteri, Anguilliformes, Anguillidae. Bases 2048 to 2644 code for a protein of 198 amino acids. Gene Ontology annotation, molecular function: DNA binding; structural constituent of chromatin. Gene Ontology annotation, biological process: nucleosome assembly. The record is from RefSeq and is a predicted model, not a curated record. Gene Ontology annotation, cellular component: nucleosome.
CUAAAGCAUGUAUUCUGUUUUACCAUUUACUAAGCUUUUGUAUGAUAUCAGCAGAUGGAGAAGCAGUCAUGGCCAUUUCUGCUCAUCCCUCCAACCCGUGAAGGGUACAUUAGAACUGCAGAGGGUAGGAGGGGCCAGGCGGGGAAGUCUAGGAAGUAAUGGGAAACAGCCUCUACUGCGCAUGCUUUAAAGCAAAAGCUUUUCCUGCUCUUUGAAUUCAAUGUAGAAAAUCAAGGGCUGCGUCCGAAUCAGUCUCUGGUCCGAAUAGUCUCUCUUGCUUAGGAAGGUUCGUAACUGAGUGAAAUGACCCGGAAGUGUCUAAGUGGCAGCCAUGAUAAGAGCUGUUCGAAUUCUCUAAAUGCUAAGAAAAGGUGCUUCAUUGCUUUCUUUCUUAUCCCCUUUAGCAUAGGGGACACUGGAUCAUACUUUACGAAAAGAAAGGAGAUAGUGCCGUCCCACAAUUCCUUGCAGCAACAACAUUUAAAGCGACGCACCAUUCGGCCGUUCACGAAAACAAACGAUCAACAUGACUGAGUUGUGUGGUGGUUCUUAAGCUCUUAUAUGCAUAGGCUUAUAAUCAGAUCAUAAUCAGCAUAUUAAUCAUAACAUAGUAAUCUGUCUUUCAAGAAAAAGGGAUAUGGGACGUUUUUAGCCAGAUUGUUUUUAAUUCAACAUGUUUGGAACUUAAGAAUGAUGAUAUGUACAGUAGUAGAUUUGCAUAAAUUCAACUAUUAUUUUCAUACAAUCAUACUAAUUGGGAUUCAUGUCGAUAAAUAUGAGUGGACAGUAGGGUGAGCGUGAGUAACCAUUCUCAAUGUGACAACCAUUUCGUUUCACUUUUGUGACUGGUAGCCUAUUACUUUUUUUUAAUUGUAACCUUGGUAAUGAAGUAGUAUUUUUCACCGGGUUGUCCACGUUUAUAUAGCCUGCAUGAAACAACACGAUACGAACGCACGGGGCGACGUAUCUAAGAUGCACUUUUAGUAGUCCAUCUUCGGAACAUUGUAGUUUCACCACGGCAGACCAAAUAAACCCUAAUACCCCAGUGCAGUGAUAGGGACACUGUGUAGGAGAUGCCUUCUUUCUAGUGAGACGAUAAACUGAGGUCCUUACUCAAUAUGGUCAUUAUAAGUCCCAUGACAGUCAUCACAAAGAGUAGGGCGUUCCAUGGUGUCCUGACUAAAUUUCUGACAUGGCUCUUUCAACCUGCCACAUAAUCAUCCCCCAGUUGAGUCAGAUAAAUAUAGUUCUCUCCCUGUCCCUCACCGUUGAGGUGUGGACAGCGUUCUGGCACAAACUGGCUUCUGUGCAUCACCCACACAUUGGUGGUGAUUGUGGCGAGUUUCUCCCUCCUCACUUAUCACUGUAUAACACUGAAUGUGACAUAAGUGCUAUAUGACUGCAAGGUAUUAUUAUUAUUAUUAUUAGUAGUAGUAGUAGUAGUAUUUAGAAAAUGCUAACUGCUGGGAUACGUUUGCUCAACAGCACUGAUAUUUCAAUGAUGUGAUGACAUACCACUUCAGUCCUGUCGGUAGCAUGCUGUGUUUUUGUGUUUACAAAAGAGGUUACAUUUAGAAGUGAUUAUGAUUAAUAAAUUUUCCCACUUUUUACUGACUUUGUUCAGACCGUGUGCCAAUAGCUACAAAAAUGUUGUGAGUGUGGAUCAGAUUUUUUAAGUUUUAUUGAGUACAUACUGCAGGAAACGAAACGCGAGUGGUUGCGUUUAACUGCGGAGUGCAGUGCUUUCGGGUUAACCGAAUGAAAAUACAGCAAUGAUUUUUAUGAAAGAAGUAUUCACUUUUAACAUAUAGGGUUUUGGACGAUGGUCUUCGUGUUUUAGCGUGUAAAAUAAUUUUAGAGGUUAUUAAUGGGCAAGAUAUGCGCGAGGAGAAAGCACAACUGUAAAUCUGGGAAACCCGAGAGAAGCUGUGUAAAACAGAUUGAGUCUAAAUGGUCCCCACCUGUCAUUUAAACGCAACCGCGAAUCUCAAUGACGCUUGAUCAUAAUUUGACAAGUUGUUGAAAGCAAGAAUUAAACAAGCUAGAUAUGCCGGACCGCAGUCGGUCCCCGUCCCCGGCCAAGUCACCGAAGAACUCGCCCAAGAAGUCACCCAAGAAGUCCCCGAAGAAAAAAAGGGCCGCUAAACCUAAGAAAGCCGGUCCCAACGCUAGAGACCUGAUUGUCAAGGCCGUAACCGCCUCCAAGGAGAGAAAAGGAGUGUCUCUGACUGCCUUGAAGAAAGCGCUAAAGGCAGCCGGAUACGAUGCGGAGAAAAACAAAUUCCAAGUGAAGCUGGCCGUCAAGGCUCUGGUCGCAAAUGGUACCCUGAUUCACACCAAGGGCACUGGCGCAUCUGGCUCCUUCAAGCUAUGUAAAACUCAGACCAAGAAGCCGAAGAAAAGGGCGGCCUCUAAAGCCAAGAAGUCAGCCGGUAAAAAGAAAACGGCUAAAGCAAAGAAGCCCAAGAAGGCAGUAAAGAAGCGUGCCAAGAAGACAGCGAAGAAACCGGCCGCCAAGAAGGCGACCAAGAAAGCUAAGAAACCGAAGGCGACCAAGAAGAGUCCCAAGAGAACAAAAUCGACCAGGCCUAGGGCCGCCAAACCUAAGACCGUCAGGGCUAAGAAAGCGGCUGCCAAGAAGUGAACAUCCAAACGUUCCGUACUGAUCAAAGGCUCUUUUAAGAGCCACCCACAGACACUUGAAAAUGCGCAAAUCUUUCCUAUGUUUUUUUUUAUUUUUUAUGUGGCUUCCACUUUAGCUGUAGAGUUGUUUUCAGGCCAAAGCAUGAGCUGCCAAUUUUCCGUUGUCGUGCCCAGCUUCAGAUGGUGGUGUAGCUCAUUACAAUACUUAAUUUCCACCCAAGGGUAGGCUGUCCAGUUAGUUUGUAUUGAGUUCAUAGUAACGCAGUAAGACGUAUAUUUAGUCAAAUUAAACUCACAUCCUGAACUUACAGAGCAAAUACAUCGAAAUAAAGUUAUGUAAAAACUUUCCCGAAAGCACAUUUUAAAUAAUUACAGAAUACGUUGACAAUGUGCCUUGUAUAAUAUUUGAUUUCUUUCAUUUUUGAUUCGUCCUGUCUCAUUCAUGCUUAUGCAUUUUUACCGCCACUGUUCCUUGACAAUAAAAUGACUGCAAAGAACAGACCUGCCAUUAUUUUGGAUGAUGAAUUCAUGCUCAAAUUAAAAAUCGAUUUGACUUUGAAUUUUAAAUGUAUGAAAAUAGUUAAACGAUCUUUUCUUACAUUUCUUUUUUUACCUGUAUUAUAACAGCUUCACGGCCAAAAAGAGGUCGUUGUACGUCUCUGUGCACAUAAAUAAAUCCUACCAUGCAACACCAUAGUGACACAAAAUGUGAAGAUCUCUUUAGAAUACAACCAUAGUUUUCCCUAAAAUGUGGCAAGCCGUUUUGGGAGGGUUUAUGCCAUUUUUGUGCUGCUUUAGAACAAGCUUUUUAUGACAUUUAACUAUAUUCAAGCUACACUAGCAUUACAACAACUGUAAAAUCUUUUGUGAAUAUUAUAUAAUUCAACUGCUUACAAGGACUAAGUCUGUUUUUAUAUUAUGUAAGAAAACAGUUAACUGCCGUUCGUUUAGUGCAGCAUAUGUUAUGCACUGAACUUCGCUGGACAUAUUUACCACACCGCAUGUUCUACAUCGCGUUGCCUUUUAAAAUAUUGCCUGUUUUAAUACUGACAAAAUUCAUAGAAAGAUGAUCUAUCUUUCUUCGGAGUAAAAUUCCGCCACGUCUUUAACGAUUCAUUGUGGUGUAACUAACUUCUAUUUUGUCAUUAUUUUGGCAUGAAAGAACAACAAACGAUGGACCAGAAUGCAUACCUAAGUGCCUGUGCUCUUUUCUGUCCAUGAAAGUAAACAGUCUAUGAAUAGAUAAUAACCUGACU